Molecule: messenger RNA, 2808 nt
Organism: Cucurbita moschata (crookneck pumpkin)
Lineage: Eukaryota; Viridiplantae; Streptophyta; Magnoliopsida; Cucurbitales; Cucurbitaceae
Exons: 5
Coding region: 1781-2707 (308 amino acids)
Biological process (GO): shoot system development; root development
Source: RefSeq, a predicted model, not a curated record
GAUCAGCGCGGGGGAAUUGGAAGAUGGGGAAAUUGUCGCCAUCGUUUCGUUCAGCUCUCUCCACCACGGUCGUUAACCAACCGCCUCGUCCUCCGGCGGCGCCUCCGCUUUUGUCCGGCGAGUACCGCUCCUUAUAUUAAAAAUGAACACCAAAACUUCGCCAGAAAACCUCUUCGCGUCAGAGCUCCGGCCACCCUGGAAAGCCGAAACUCCCGACGGUGUUCAAAUCGGCUAGUCUUGCAGAUGCCAAGAAGCUCCACAGCUCCUUCGUCACCACCACGAAACCUCAUCGGAUCGAUCGACGUUUCAUAUCUUACUCUCCACCUCCGGGAAUGGUACUGUACUGAUUCGUCUCUCGAUUCGGUUCGGCAAAUUCUCAAUUUCAUGGUUAACAAUGGCUUCAAUCCUGACAAGGUAACCACGGAUAUUGCUGUGCGUUCGCUUUGUUCGGUAGGUUUGGUUGAUGAAGCUAUAGAGUCGCCUCUUGAUUCUUAUACAUUUAAUCAUCUCGUUAAACAACUUUGCAUGUCAAAGCUCUGUCUACUGUUUAUGGUUUUAUUGAUGAAAUGCGUAGUAGCUGUGGCGCGAAGCCAGAUCUUGUUACUUGUACUAUCUUGAUAGAUAAUGUGUGCAAUAGCAAGGAUCUACGUGAGGCGACACGGUUGGUUAGUGUGCUGGCUAAGGAGGUUUUUAAGCUGAAUUGCUUUGUUUAUAACUCAAUUAUGAAGAUUUAUUGUAUGCUUGCUGUCACAAUCCCACUUUUCUUGGUAGCGUAUGUCCAGUUAAUGUAGGCAAGCAUACCUCUCACUCCGAUUUGAGAAGAAGAUUUUAGAAAACGGGGACGGAGAGAUUUAGAAGGAGACAUUGAAACCAAGAUUGAGAGGAUUUGAAAGUAAUGUUAUAUAACAUACAAGUAAAAGGCAACACAAUAGCUUAAGUAGUAUAUAACUUUUUCGGGUAUGGAGAAUUUGACAACUAGUCGCAUCUCCCUAGAGUACAUUUUGAAGCGAUUCAGGUUUGGUAGGCCGAGACGUGAUUUCGCUGAAUGGUCAUACAAACAGAAAAUACAAUGUUAGACAAAUACAACAUGGAAUAACAUAAAGGGUUUGACGAGGUAUGGGCAUGCAGCAAUGGACAACACGCCUUGGACGAGCAUGACCGUGAUACUUGGCAGGAGCAGCGAGGCAAUUGGUGUCGGGCGCUUUGCAGGAGUGGUAGAAUUUCUGAAGCCUAUCGAGUGUUUGAUUAUGCAGUUGAGAGUAAAAGUCUGACUGAUGUUGCUGCAUAUUCAACGUUGGAGAGUACACUGAAGUCACUGAAGAAGGCGAGGGAGCAAAGCCAUGCUAUAUAACUGGCCUGGAUCAACAACCUCAACAAGCAUUUGGCUGGCUGGUGAACAAAGUGGUUUAGCCCGGGUUAUCAGAGCUUGCUGGGUAAAUUUUCAUAGCUCAAGCAAUGGCAGGAGAAUAUGCUGAACCCAAAAACGUUGAUCAACUCAUCUCAAAAGGAAGUGGAUUGCAUUACAUUCAUGCACCUCCACAUUCAUCCGCUACCGUAAAGAUUUUUGCUCUGUUUUUCGCUCUGCGCCCUUCACAUGUUCGACAAAAUGCCUGACUGAACCUCUUCUCAUGUCUCCCUCGUGGCGUCUCUCCACGACCGGGGCCUCACUGUCUUCUCUCAAUUUUUGACCAUGUGAAUGACUUCUUAAAGUUCUUACAAAGUGAUUGAUGAGCAUUUGUGGAUUUUCAUAACCAGCUCUUUAGCAAUUUGCACACCAAGGAUGGUGAUCUCAUCGAUAUUCACCGAUGCCCACCAGCCUGUUAGAUCGGUUAGCUUGCCUGCGAGGGUGGAGCUCGAGCCAGAACCAUUGCUGGAGAGCCUAAAAUCCUUUCAAGUUUCGUCUUUCAAUGCGAAAACGACUUCUUUUGGACUCGAAGGGAUUCGAGCUGCAUUGGUUGGGCUAGCAGAGUUGUAUAACUCUGUUGGGGAGCUUGUUCAGUCUUCUUCCACUCAGCAAGCUCUUGUUCACUAUAAGGAGGGGAAGCUUGUGGAAGAGGCUUUAACUGAGUCUGUUAUAUUGAUAGAUUCUUGUUGCUCUGCAAGAGACAUAAUCCUUAUGAUGAAACAAAAUAUACAAACCCUUCAAUCGGCUUUACGUCGAAAAGUAGCAGAUUCGAGCAUCGAAAGCCACGUUCGUGCCCACUUCAGCUUCCGAAGGAAAGCGAAGAAAGACAUUGGAAGCUUCCUCGGUUCAUUGAAGCAAAUGCAAAGUAAUAGAACAACAAGCUUCCCUUUAUUGGAUCUACCAAAUCAUGAUUUGUUGCCUCUUAUCAGACUGCUAAGAGAAGCAAGAACCAUCAGCAUCUCCAUCUUCGGAGAGCUUCUAGCAUUCCUAUCGACGUCGGUGGCGAAGGGGAAGGCUAGCGGGUGGUCAUUGGUCUCACAAUUGAUGCCCACGAUCAGGUCGAGAUCGGGGAAAGGACGGAAAAUAGUAAAUGAGUUGGAGAGUGUGGAUAUUGCUCUCCAUUCUCUCCUUGGCCAUGGGAGAGAAAACGAAAGCAAUGAUAAAAAAGCUGAAGUUCAAAUGGCACAAAGAAGGCUUAGAACAUUGGCGUCAAGUUUUGAAGGAAUAGAGAGUGAAUUGGAUUGCAUGUUCAGAUGUUUAGUUAAAUAUAGAGUGUGUUUUCUUAACAUGCUGGUUCAUUGAAUUGUUGAGAUCUCAAAACAUUCCAAAGUCUUGUACAUUUUAGUCACUUUGUGGUCACAAUUUUAUCUGAGAUAAAUAUAACCCGUCAUUCUUUGAUAGUA